This is a messenger RNA of Cladocopium goreaui, 969 nucleotides long. The record is from the annotation of a GenBank genome assembly. Lineage: Eukaryota; Dinophyceae; Suessiales; Symbiodiniaceae.
AUGGACCUCUUCGACCUGACUCUUCAGACGGAGGGCCACCGAGAGGUCCUGGAUCAAUUCAUCAAGGGCGACGGCAACGACAAGUUCUUGAAGUUGCUGACGCAGCUGAUUAAUGACAGCAAUUCGCAGAUAGAAGAGGCUAUCCGAACAGUGAAGGAGUAUCAUGAAAAGCAGAGCCAGAGCCAAAGCUCGGAUCCUGCUGCCCAGCGCCAUGAUGAGCAGGUCUUGGAAGACGAUCGAACAGGCGAUGGAGAUGAAGCUGAAGAUAUUUAUCGGAGAAGCCGAAUGAACUACAAGGAACAUGCAAAGAAGUACUUCGGGCUUGCCGCGAGGACCUGGAAGCAGAUGUGGCUUCUUUGCAAACUUUGCGCUCCAGUCAUCGUGGAAGGAAGAGCCACUCUUGAGCAGCUCUUGCAUUCCUCUUUGGACGCGCAACUGCACUACCUUGUAGGCCCCGAGAUGAAAUCCAUCAAGGCUUCUCCGCAGGAAUACGAUGAACUUGGCUUCAAUCCCAAGGAGCUGGUAAAGCAGAUUGCUGAGAGCUACCUUUUCCUUGUGCGAGCCAACAAAGAUGAGGUUGUGCGCGUUGUUGGAAAAGAUGAACGAUACUACAGUGCCACCACAUUCAGCAAAGCUUGCAGCUUUGUCAGGAAGUAUGGCCUUCUCAUGGGCAAGGACCUGGAGGAUUUCGAUUUAUUUUGCAAGGAGCUUGCAGAGAAAGUGUCCCAGCAUCGUGCAGCUUUCGACGAGGCUGAUAUUCCAUCGAAUUAUUUGUGCGAAAUCAUGGCCGACAUCAUGAGCGACCCUGUGAUGUUCCCGCAGAGCCGCAAGGUUGCAGAUCGUACCUCGGCUCUUCGAGUCAUCAUGGGCAAUGACAGGGACCCUUUCGCCAACACACCAGUCAAAGUGGAGGACCUGAUCCCUCAGACGGAAUUGAAGGAGGAAAUCCACAGAUUUGCAAAGGAGAAG